AUGGCUCCACGUGCACCCCCUCGCGGCAUCUACGCGCCCGUCGUGGCUUUCUUUCAUGAAGACGAGACUUUGGACCUCGAGGCCCUCAAGACUCAUGUCGAGCGGCUCGCAAAGUCAGGCGUGGCCGGCCUGGUUAUCCAGGGAUCCAACGGGGAGGCACCGCAUCUGCUCCAUUCGGAGAGACAGCAGGUCAUCACGACGGCGACCGAAGUGCUGAAGCAGUAUGGCAAUCCAGACGCCGUCAUCAUCGCCGGCUGCGGCGCGCAGAGCACGCGUGAAACAAUCCAGCUUUGCAGCGAAGCCAAGGAGUCGGGAGCGGAUUACGCUCUUGUCCUGUCGCCGAGUUACUGGACCGGUGCGAUGCAAAAACCUGUAAUCCAAAAGUUCUUCGACGAUGUAGCAACGGCAUCGCCCAUACCCAUCCUUCUGUACAACUUUCCUGCCGUGACGUCCGGUAUCGACCUCGACUCGGACCUCAUCGCCGCGCUGGCGGCGUCCAACCCCAAGAUCGUGGGUUGUAAGCUGACGUGCGGCAACCUGGGCAAGCUGCACCGCGUGGCGCACGACGAUAAGAUCCCGAAGCCGUUCGCCGCGUUCGCGGGCAAGUCGGACUUCUUCCUGCACGGCCUCGUGGCCGGCUCCAACGGCGUCAUUGCAGCCGCGGCCAACUUCACGCCCAAGGUGCACGUCAAGCUGCUGCAGCUGUACGACGAGGGCAAGCUCAAGGAGGCACAAGAGCUGCAGACGAAGCUGAGCCAAGCGGAUUGGGUGCUGGUGCAAUUGGGCGUUGCUGGAUUGAAGGCUGCUUUGGACAGGUAUUUCGGAUAUGGAGGAGGCAGAAGCAGACGACCGCUGGGUUUGGUUGCCAGUGCAAAGUUUGAGGGAGAGAAGGAUGCGGUGCUCAAGAGCCUGGUGGAUUUGGAGAGUUCGCUGUAA
Molecule: messenger RNA, 936 nt
Organism: Colletotrichum spaethianum
Lineage: Eukaryota; Fungi; Ascomycota; Sordariomycetes; Glomerellales; Glomerellaceae
Product: L-threo-3-deoxy-hexylosonate aldolase
Exons: 2
Coding region: 1-936 (311 amino acids)
Molecular function (GO): 4-hydroxy-tetrahydrodipicolinate synthase activity
Source: RefSeq, a predicted model, not a curated record